Molecule: messenger RNA, 273 nt
Organism: Ophidiomyces ophidiicola
Lineage: Eukaryota; Fungi; Ascomycota; Eurotiomycetes; Onygenales; Onygenaceae
Gene: COX16
Product: Cytochrome oxidase assembly
Exons: 2
Coding region: 1-273 (90 amino acids)
Biological process (GO): mitochondrial respiratory chain complex IV assembly
Cellular component (GO): mitochondrial inner membrane
Source: RefSeq, a predicted model, not a curated record
AUGGUUGCGGGUUCCUUUGUUCUAACACCGGCUACGGCUAUCCGGUAUGAACGACACGACAGAAGAGUGCAGCAAGUCAGCCAACAGGAGGCAUUGUCUUUGGGAAUCAAAAGUACAGAUGAUAAUCCGGAGAACCUCAGAUUGAACCCUCGGAGAAGGAUCCUGGGAGACGAAAAAGAAGAAUACUAUAGGCUAAUGGCCAAGGACUUGGAUGACUGGGAGCAGAAGCGAGUGAAACGAUGGAAAGGAGAACCAGAUGGAAGAAUCGGCUAG